CUUUAGACACCCGAGACACCCCCCCUCUGCCUGCCGGUCUGCGGCUUCCAUAGUCACAGGCUUUGAGGGCAUCCACCCAGCCCAAGUGUCGUAAGGACACGCACACAGCCGUAUCAUGAGAAGUCCCCACAAGCUGCUCGAACGUGAGUUGCAUCGCAGUCGCCUGACGAAGAUCUGAUAGGGUGAACAUGGCGGAUAGUGGGGAUAAAUCACAGGGCAUGCGCCCGCCACCCUUUGACAGCCGUGGUCACCCCCUACCCCGACGUGCUUCCCCAGACAAGUCAAUAACACUUCAUAAUCACCGCCUUGCGCGAGAUGCUAGCAGCAGAGUUACUUCAUCUUCCGCACUGGGAGUGACCGAACCCCAACCCCAACCCCAACCCACGAGCUCGCCCACUCGAAGGUCGUCUGGAGAGAGCAACGAUACUGGCCAGAGUGACCCCAAGAAUUGGUUUGAUCAAUCCAAUCGUAACCCUGUCGCGGCCUUCAAUGACGAGAGCCCCAGUAUGGAAGUCGAUCCUCCUUUUUAUCAGAAGGAGACCGACUCCUCUAACGAGGAAUCCAGGUAUCCGCCUGGACGAAACCCCCCAUAUCCGCCCGGUGGUACCCAGAUGCAAGGGUUCCGCCCGGCUGCUGCGCACAGCACUGCCGCCGAUGACUUCCGCAGUGUCAUCGACGACUUGACUGUCGAAAACAAGCGGCUAAAGGAGGAACUAAAGAGGUAUAAGCAGUUUGGUUCCGACAUGAUGAGAAAGGAGAAAUUGUUUGAGAUCAAGGUACAUGGGUUACCUAAACGAAAGAAACGCGAAUUGGAGGCAACGCUCCGCGACUUUGCUGCUAGUCUCGGGGACUCGAGCGAAUCGACAUCGCGGAGGAAGACUGGAAGACACGGAAAGGUAUCGUUGUCCAAACACGACUCGUCAUCUUCGUCGCGCAGUCGUCCUGUCGAUUCCGCGUACGCCACCAUGUCGACGGGCCGUAGCUCCCAUGCGCCUCACUCCUCUGGUCCGUCGCUCGGACGACCUUCGCUGUCCAGGGCAAAAUCAACGUCGUCCCAAAAGGUAGAAAGCUACCUACGCGACACGCCCGAUGGCCUGCUUCCCCAUCAUAUUGUGAUGACCGACAAGGAGAAGAAGAAGCUGGUUGUCCGACGCUUGGAGCAACUGUUCACCGGAAAGAUUAGUGGACGAAACAUGCAGCGCAACCAGUCCAUGCCGAGUAUGGAUGCAGCACUCGUGUCGGAAGGAACGACCAUGGCACCUCCCCGCCCCCCUCCGGAAGGAUUGCGCGAAGCUUGCAUCCAACUACAGGAUGGAGAAAAUCCGCAGAAGGUCCGUUUCUCCAAAGACAAUGCAUCUGCAUCCAACUCAGGUGGCGAUCAAACCGAACUCGGCGGAACUGGGACUGGAAGCGGAGAUGGAAGUGGAAGCGACGGUCGAACUGGCAACAACACCUCGCCUCCGGGAGCCAUUGCGCCGGACCAACGACCAACCAGGCCCCGCGAUCUGGACCCGGACCGAGUCCAGAUACCAUCCGAGAAUAUGGACUACAUCCGUCAUUUGGGCCUGGUAUCUCCCGAAUUCUUGCAGGGAAGCCGGACCAGCUAUCAAGAUGUCGCUCCGGAUGCGGAAGGCUGGGUGUACCUCAAUCUGCUUUGCAACCUCGCCCAGCUGCACAUAGUUAGCGUAACGCCGAGUUUUAUUCGCCAAGCUGUCUCGGAAAAGAGCACAAAGUUCCAGUUGUCCUCUGAUGGUCGGAAAAUCCGCUGGCGUGGUGGAACCGAUGGAACCAAGUUCAGCAGCGACAGCAGUGAGGACAAGUCCCAGAAAAGCCCCCUGACGGAAGAUACCGAAGACGGUUCGGAUGAGACUGGUCGGAGGAAGAAGCAGAAGACGCAGCAGGCGCGUUCGGAGAUUGGGAGGUUCGGUCCCUCAAGGUCACCUUCGGACACCUUUCAUUACAAACCGAUGUUUGUACACCGCCAUUCAUCCUCGGUCGAGACCUCUUUGGAGGAGUCGGCGUCACAAGGCUCGGAGGAUGGCGUCGAUGAGAGCAACCUGGGUAACUCGAAGUGGGACUUUAGCGGAUCGGGGACAACGCAACAGCGGAGGAAGCGUCGAUAUGACGGCGCCAUCGUUUACUACACCGGCGUUCCAUUCUGCACCGAUCUUUCAGGAGACCCUGGCGAUAUGUCGCCAACAGCGCAAAUGACGGCUACCGGCCGCGAGCUCGAAGGAUCCGGAUCUGGUGACGAAACUGAACAUGUGCUGCAGCGGACGUUGUCUGGAUCGUCUCUUCCCGUCAGGCCGCUCAGUGAUGACCGUGCCCGCGUGGCCGAGGCAUUGGAUUUUGACCCCGAAAACGCGCCUGAUCUCGUGGCUGACGACGGGUUCUCGCCAAACGACGAGGAUUUCGUCUUCCCUUGGUGCGAGGAUCCUGACAAUAUUCAAAUUCAGCCUCUUGCCAAAGAAGUCAUGGAGCCCUCUGGCCUUGGUGGAGUACUUCCUGAUGACCAUUUUGCCAUGUUCGUCACCACUCGCCGCGUCGUCAGACCUAUCCUGCAGCGGCACUUGUCACGCUCGACGACAUCGGAAGACACGGCCGAUAUCAUCGCCGAACGCUUGGCAUCGAUUAGAACGUCGUCGCCUUUGCCUCCUCGCAGUCGCAGUCUGACUGUUGCACCGAUGCAGAUCGAAUACGUCUCUGGGGAAUUCCGACGGCUGAACCCAGCCCCACUACCUCCGCCGGCGAUAUUCUAUCCCCCGUUCAGCACCGAUUCCAGCUGGGACGACGGCGACGAUCUCGCUUCGGACGACGAAGAAGUGGAGGAAGUAGAGGAAGAUUCUUUCUCGGAAGGGCAGAUUUCGCGCCGAGCAAAUCCUCAUUUUUCGGACAACAAUACGUAUAUGCGGAAGGACGAUUUGGUGUUCGAUACCGAGACUGAUGUGCGGAUGGACAGCGACGAUAAUCGGAUGUCGGACAGCGGCCUCAAUAUGCGGUCGGUGACGCCGCGGACGGCAGUGGACGGGGACGACAGCCCACUGGCAGCCGCCAUCGGAAAAGAUGUGGACAUGCUGCACACUGGCAGCUCGGUUGCAACCGCUGGUGGGGCAGAGAGCGGCUAUAGUAGUUCGAUGGAGGACGAGGGUGAGACCUGAGUGUAUUUUUCCCUAUGUGAGAAGACGCAGAGAACACACGAACGGAAAGGGAACGCAUUGCGGCUGGUAUCAGGAAAACAGGUACCGGUAUUCUCGAAUUUGUGGCUUUGGCGAGCGAGCGGGUUUUCUCCAGCGCGCGGUUCUUUGCUUUUGCCAUUUUUGGGGAGUUGCAUUGUCGAUUUUCGGGGACUCGAUACGUAUGGAUAUCCGACGGGGACCUGGAUCCCAUGAAUGGGGCCAUGCCGGGUGGGUGGAGGGAGGGGUGGGUUGGGUUGGAGACUUUUUGAGAGUUUGGGUUAGUGUUGUUUGGAUUUGGAUCGCUGUGGUUUUCUUGCUUCCUCGUUGACGACUUUUUGUGAAAAAAACAUACCUCUUUCUAAAUAUGUAUCAACGGAUCGCAGCAGUAGCAGAAGGCCGGUGACAUCAGUCGCAACAGGUACACACGUGAAACCACGAUCGGACUUGGUGGC
Molecule: messenger RNA, 3628 nt
Organism: Neurospora tetraspora
Lineage: Eukaryota; Fungi; Ascomycota; Sordariomycetes; Sordariales; Sordariaceae
Product: period clock protein
Exons: 1
Coding region: 189-3158 (989 amino acids)
Biological process (GO): regulation of DNA-templated transcription; circadian rhythm
Cellular component (GO): cytoplasm; nucleus
Source: RefSeq, a predicted model, not a curated record